This is a messenger RNA of Limanda limanda (common dab), 861 nucleotides long. RefSeq names its product ventral anterior homeobox 2 (gene vax2). NCBI's taxonomy places the organism in Eukaryota, Metazoa, Chordata, Actinopteri, Pleuronectiformes, Pleuronectidae. The transcript has 3 exons. Bases 1 to 861 code for a protein of 286 amino acids. The record is from RefSeq and is a predicted model, not a curated record. Gene Ontology annotation, molecular function: DNA binding; DNA-binding transcription factor activity, RNA polymerase II-specific. Gene Ontology annotation, biological process: central nervous system development; brain development; neuron differentiation.
AUGUUCGACCAGGCCACCACGAUGGGCGAUGGGAGCCUCCGCUGCGGACCCGCUCCGCUCGGGUCCCGGUCCCCGGUGCAGAGCUCCAGCGACACCCCGGGGACCUCCGCCUCCACGCCGACCUCCUCCAGCGAGGACGGGCACGACAAACUUUUGGGAGUGGACCCGGACUACUGUCGGAGGAUAUUAGUGAGGGACGCCAAAGGCACCAUCCGGGAGAUCGUCCUUCCCAAAGGCCUCGACCUGGACCGGCCCAAGCGGACCCGCACUUCCUUCACCGCCGAGCAGCUGUACCGGCUCGAACUCGAGUUCCAGCGGUGCCAGUACGUGGUUGGCCGGGAGAGAACCGAGCUGGCCCGGCAGCUGAACCUCUCCGAGACCCAGGUCAAAGUUUGGUUCCAGAACCGCCGGACCAAGCAGAAGAAGGACACCACCAAAGAUUCGGACAAACGCUCCUCCUCCACCUCCGAGUCCUUGGCCACCUGCAACAUCCUGCGCCUCCUGGAGCAGGGUCGCCUCCUGGCCGGCCCCGCCCCCCCCCACAACUCCCUGCUGGGGCCUCACAACGGCUCCCUGCUGAGCAGCCCGGGCGGAGGCUCCUCCCCCGGCAUCAGCAGCAGCACCCCGUCCGGCCUAUCGGGGGGGACAUUCGGGCUGUCGCUGCCGUCCCUGGGCGGCACCCCGCCAUCGCCGCGGCUGGGCCUCCCGCCGCCGCACUCCCUGUGCUUCUCCAUGCCGCUGCUGGGGGGCGCUCAUCACGAACUGACGUCCUCUUACGGCUGCGGCUCCUCGGCCUUUGAGCCGUACAUGCGGCUGGACAGGAAGGAGUCCGACCUGGGCGGGAAGAAGACGGUUUCUUAA